AUGAACUCCGCGAAUUGGCGCACGAAAAAGGAGGUGCCAGAGGGCACACAAGAGUGUAAAGAUAUCUCGCGGUACAAAACCGUAUACCAGACAUUGAGGAAGGAUUCAAAAGACGGGCACACGAGGAGCACCCGGGCUACGCAAUGGAGGCAAUCGGGCGAGCAGGAUGAGCAACCUACCCCAAGAGGUGUUGGCUGGGGAGCGAUUCCACAAUAUCCAGGAAGGAAAUCAAGCUAUCCAGGGGAUCGAGCUCCGUCCAGCAGGAGAUUUUCCGCGCCUACGGUGAGGCCAGCAGUGCCAGUUACGAGGGAUCCUUUGGCAGACCGAUGCAUUGAGGAAGGUCGCCGAAUAUAUAUGGGCAAUAUGCCAUACGAUGCAACAUUGGAAGACAUACACACCUUGAUUGUAGACGUGGCUCAUGCCCUUCAAGACAUCAGCAUGUCUGUUGACCCAAUGACGGGUAAGAAUCCUUCGUACUGCUUCAUCGAUUUUGUCACAGAAGCAGAUGCGCAUCGAGCCAUUCAACAGUACAACGGAGUUGAGUUCCUGGAUCGGCAGCUCAGAGUCAAACCUGCAGUAAAGCAAGGAUCUGGCACUCGGAGAUACCACAUCGGAGACGGGAGUAUAGGACAGUUUAACUGUAGCGAAGACACGGGUCUUUUUGUUGGAAACAAAGAUUCUAGCCCAUAUGCAUUCAAUCAUUGGCGUCGGAUGGACUCGAGGCUUGACGUCGAACAGUUAAACAAUUCUGCUCAGGAGGAGUGCCGUCGUCUGUAUGUUGGAGGGCCUCCAAGAUUCCCCAAUCAAGCAACCACCAACCAGCAAAUUAUUGAGCUGUUUGAAGGCUAUGAUCUCCAAAUUGUCAGCAAGUUGAUUUCACCUCAUGAAUCUGUCAACCAGCAUCUUGGCAACCACUACUAUUGCUUUGUCGAUUUGGGAUCGAAAGAAGACGCCGAGAAGGCUGUGGCGGCGCUGGAUGGAAUCGAGAAGUGGAACUGGAACAUCAUAGUUCGUCAUUCUUCAGGUCGUUCAGGCAAGAUCCGCGAGCGGCAGCGGGUGUAUCUAGACGGACUUCCAUACGUCGACACAGAGGAGGAAAAGGUCCAUUUGAUCAGCGAGAUCGAGCAACUUCUUGGGCCAUACGGGAGCCCGAGAGUCGUAGCAGGAUCUUUACCGACCCUCGGCAAGACAGCAAAACUGGUUCACCAAAUCGGUGUUAUUGUUUCGUUGAAUUUGAAACCCCAACAGAGGCGGAUGCGGCAAUUCGAGCAUUGUCGAGCACAGGGAACUUGGGUCGGUCUAUUACGAUGA
Molecule: messenger RNA, 1311 nt
Organism: Glarea lozoyensis ATCC 20868
Lineage: Eukaryota; Fungi; Ascomycota; Leotiomycetes; Helotiales; Helotiaceae
Product: RNA-binding, RBD
Exons: 1
Coding region: 1-1311 (436 amino acids)
Molecular function (GO): RNA binding
Source: RefSeq, a predicted model, not a curated record